Penicillium crustosum is the source of this 423-nucleotide messenger RNA. RefSeq lists its product as uncharacterized. The transcript has 2 exons. Bases 1 to 423 code for a protein of 140 amino acids. Lineage: Eukaryota; Fungi; Ascomycota; Eurotiomycetes; Eurotiales; Aspergillaceae. The record is from RefSeq and is a predicted model, not a curated record.
AUGAGUAGCCGUAGCUACCAGCAGGCUGACCCUGGCUACGACGAUGCGCCAUACAGUUUCCAGUCUAGCUCCUCCGGUUCGCAACCAUAUGCUGCUACGCAAUCUCAGCCACGCUCGAUGCGCCCACCGGGUCCACCAGGUCCGGGAAAUGGGCGACCUCCAGGCCCUGGAUACGAUGAUCGGCGUGGCUAUCCUCCUGCUCCUGGUGGAAGACCACCGCCGCAAUCGCGAUCAAGAACACCUGGUGGACGCCCACCCCCGGCGGUACCUUCGACAACCCCUUUCCCUCUUUUCCAGGCCGAGACCCCAGAGAUCCGAGGGCCCCGCGCGACCCGCGCGACCCCCGAGACCCCCGAGACCCCCGAGACCCUAGAGCUCCUAGAGAUCCUCGGGAUCGGCGCGGUCCGCCACCUCGAGGGCUAG